Molecule: messenger RNA, 672 nt
Organism: Laccaria bicolor S238N-H82
Lineage: Eukaryota; Fungi; Basidiomycota; Agaricomycetes; Agaricales; Hydnangiaceae
Exons: 5
Coding region: 1-672 (223 amino acids)
Source: RefSeq, a predicted model, not a curated record
AUGGUCAAACCUCACAUGACCUGUGGGAACGAUGCCCAAGCCCACGCUCACAAACCAGCAACUAAACCACACCUAUAUCAAACCUAUACCAUCCCUUUCAGAAUCUCGCGCCCGUCAACCCGUCUCAAGUCCAACGCGACAAAUCCUGCAACCAAAAAUCUGCCCAACAUCGGUAUCACAAACAGAAACCCCGACUACGCCAACCACAUCCAGCGAGGGUGCGAAAACGAUGACUCCAACGCCGAGUGCCCAACCACGCCGUCAACGACAAAAGCUGCCAGCAGACUUGGACACUGCCCCAUCCAUUCACGCAAGUCCGACACCAACGACGGGUCGGGUGAAUUCCAGCACAAGCGACCACGACGCGAUACACAUGGCAGGGCGUGGGAUGGCGCCCCUCCAGGUGGGAAAUGGUGGGGCUGGGAAGCUAGGGGAUCCAAGUCGCGACUGUGUUGUCUUGACCUGUUUGACCCCGUCAAGAAAAAGGUCAAGUCAAAGGGUCAGUCAAGAAUUGACCAGUACAAGUGUCAAGACAAGCGUAGCAAUAAUGACAUUGGACACGGAAGGGGUACCGAAUACGCUAGCUCAAAGUGGGAGGGCAUGAGUGCUGAAGCGCUGAAAUCUAACAAACACACACAUGCUAAAAAAUAUCAUGUCGGCGUGUACAUCUGA